This is a messenger RNA of Diabrotica virgifera virgifera (western corn rootworm), 1008 nucleotides long. RefSeq names its product cuticle protein 65-like. Lineage: Eukaryota; Metazoa; Arthropoda; Insecta; Coleoptera; Chrysomelidae. The record is from RefSeq and is a predicted model, not a curated record. The coding region runs from base 90 to 614 and encodes 174 amino acids. The transcript has 3 exons.
CCCGUUAUUAGGCGUUACCGGUAUUUAACAUUACUAGUACCUAGAGCAAGAAUAAUUGUUAAAAAAAAAUAGUAGGAAGGUCAGAAACAAUGUAUAUAUAUCGGGGUGAACGGUUCUGUAAUUGUACUGUUUCUCAGACAUAUCUCAACAUGAACGCUUUGGUCCUUGCUCUCUUCGCCACCUUGGCCGUAGCCUCAGCCGCCCCAAGCUGGGGACACGGAGCUCUUUUGGCCGCUCCCGUAGCUCAUGGAGCCGUCCUCGCCGGACCCGUAGCUCACGGAGCCGUUCUUGCUGGACCCCACGCCCCUGGAGCCGCUGUCAUUGGACCCGUAGCAGGAGCUAGUGCUGUCAUUGGACCCCGUGCUGGUGGUGCUCUUGUUGCUGGACCCGUAGCUGCUCCUAGCGCUGUUAUCGGACCCGUAGCUGGACCUAGUGCUGUUGUUGGACCCGUCAACCAUGGUGCCCUCAUCACCCCUGCUAUUGCUGCCCCAUCUGUUAUUGCUGGCCCAGCUGUUGGAGCUUGGGGUCUCGGUGGUCAUGGUGCUUGGGGACUCGGUGCUGGUGCCUGGGCUGGUCAUGGAUGGGCCGGUCAUGGAUUAGCCGGACACUGGUAAACCUUCAACAAAAAGAAACACUGCCAUACAAAACCGUAAAUAUUCCAGUCAAAAUUCAAUAAAGAUGGAACACUUUAUUACUCUCUUUCUUCUAUUCCUUCUUCAACUUCUUCUUCCAUGUACAUCUUUACAAUCACCUAGAUCAUUAGUUUUCAAUUUCCAUCCCACAGCCAGAAAAAGGCCGCCUGAAAACUAAUUUAUCUGAUCUCACGAUCUGUCGAAGUGAUCCUCCUGUUGGAUCUUUCACUGGAAAUUUUUACGAAGACGAUCUAGCUCAAGUUUGCGGAAAAUGUAUAGAUAUUAUUAGCAAUGUUUAAAUGUAUGUACUACGGUUGUGAAAUUUUGUUAUUAGUAUUUAUUUGCAAUAUUUGCUCAAUAAAGAGUUUAAAAAUAA